GGAGAUUCAUUCUGUACGUGAAACCAGGAGAAGCGAACAUUUCAUUAAUCCCAAUCUAUCACUUCUCAAUUAAGGGGAUUAGGCAACAUUGCAAUACGUAUUGACAGGAAACGUCACAUAAUCUCACAAACAAGGAUACACAUAUUUCCAGGAUUUCGUACUAUGCAGAAUAUGACAGACCCCUAGCAUCCAGCAAAGGGAUGGCGGCUGCCUACCUGGACCCCGCCCUGAACCACACCCUGGGCCCGGGCGCCAAGUCGCGGCUCAGCCUGGGCCCGGACCGUCCCCCGGGGGGCAUGGACCGGGUCCUGAAGGUGUUCCACUCCUUCGAGUCAAACAGUGAGCCCAGCACCUGGGCCAGCAACGUCCGCCACGGGGACGCCACUGAUGUCCGGGGCAUCAUCCAGAAGAUCUUGGAUAUCCACAAGGUGAGGUUUGUGUCCUGCUUUGGGCUCCGCCUCAGCCGUCGGCAGUCUGAGGAGGUCCAUUGGCUGCACCCGGACAUGGGCGUGUCCCACGUGAGGGAACGGUUUGAGCUGAAGCGGUCACAGGAAGACUGGAGGUAUGAGCUUCGCAUCCGUUAUUUGCCAAAGGGAUUUCUGAGCCAGUUUGCUGAAGACAAACCAACACUGAACUACUUCUACCAACAAGUACGGAAUGACUUCAUGUUGCAAAUGGCACAUCAGGUGGACCAAGACAUAGCUCUUAAAGUGGGAUGCCUUGAGAUCAGGAGGUUUUUCAGGGAGAUGAGAGGGAAUGCACUGGAUAAGAAAUCAAACUAUGAAUUAUUAGAGAAAGAUGUUGGUUUGAGACGAUUCUUUCCCAGGUGUUUGGUGGACUCCGUGAAGCCUAAAUCACUGCGAAAGUUGAUCCAGCAGACAUUCAAACAGUUUGCCAACCUUGAUGACGACCAAAGCAUCCUCAAAUUCUUUGAAAUCCUCCAGCCGAUCUACAGAUUUGACAAGGAGUGCUUUAAGUGUGCUCUCGGGUCUAGCUGGGUAAUAGCUGUGGAACUUGCCAUUGGUCCGGAAGAAGGCAUCAGCUACCUCACAGAUAAGGGUUCAGCACCUAUACACCUGGCCACCUUCAUCCAGGUGCAGAGCAUCCAGUUCUCCUGCAGCGAGGACAAGGAUGGGAAAGGAAUCCUGCAGCUGGACGUGGCUGGUGCCCCAGAGCCCCUCAUAGUGACGACAUCAUCACUGAACGCAGCGGAGAACAUGGCUGACUUGAUUGAUGGCUACUGUCGCCUGGUGAAUGCGGGACCCCGAUCCUUCAUUGUACGGACACAAAAAGAGGGAGAGAGAGCCCUGCCGUCCAUUCCCAAGGUUGGAAACCAUGAGAAACGGCCGGAAGGACUAAGGACACGUGUGUUUUCUGUCACAGAUGAAAUUAGUGGGGACGAGACAGACGACUAUGCAGAAAUCAUAGACGAGGAGGAUACGUAUACAAUGCCUUCCAAAAGCUAUGGAUUUGACCAAGUGAUGUUCUUUCUGUCUGCAGCACGGGACUAUGAGAUCCAGAGGGAGAGGAUCGAGUUGGGCCGCUGCAUUGGAGAGGGGCAGUUUGGAGAUGUCCACCAGGGCAUGUACUUAAUUCCGGAAAGUCCCCCUCUGUCUGUGGCUGUGAAAACAUGUAAAAACUGUACCUCUGACAGUGUCCGAGAAAAGUUCCUACAGGAAGCUUUGACCAUGCGGCAGUUUGACCAUCCACACAUAGUGAAGCUGAUUGGCGUGAUCACAGAAAACCCCGUUUGGAUCAUUAUGGAGCUCUGCACACUGGGAGAGCUGCGGUCUUUCUUACAAUUGAGGAAGUACAACCUAGAUUUGGCAUCAUUAAUUCUCUUCGCCUUCCAGCUAAGCACUGCUCUGGCCUAUUUAGAGAGCAAGCGCUUCGUACACAGGGAUAUAGCUGCCAGGAAUGUCCUGGUGUCUUCCACAGACAGCGUGAAGCUGGGAGACUUUGGUCUAUCUCGGUACAUGGAGGACAGCUCCUACUACAAAGCCUCCAAAGGGAAAUUACCCAUUAAAUGGAUGGCGCCAGAAUCAAUUAAUUUCAGACGCUUUACCUCAGCUAGUGACGUGUGGAUGUUUGGAGUCUGCAUGUGGGAGAUUCUGAUGUACGGGGUCAAGCCCUUCCAAGGCGUGAAAAACAACGAUGUCAUUGGCCGGAUCGAGAACGGAGAGCGGCUGCCCAUGCCCCACAACUGCCCUCCCACCCUGUACAGCCUGAUGACCAAGUGCUGGGCCUACGACCCCAGCAGGAGGCCCCGCUUCACAGAGCUCAAGGCCCAGCUCAGCACCAUUCUUGAGGAGGAGAAAGUCCAGCGAGAGGAGAGGGCCCGAACAGAAAUGAGAAGACAGGUCACCGUGUCCUGGGAUACCAGGGGGACUGACGAGGCACCCCCGAAACCCAGCAGACCUGGCUACCCCAGCCCCCGCUCCAGUGAAGGAUUCUUCCCCAGCCCACAGCACAUGGGCCCGCACAAUCACUACCAGGCGGCAGGCUACCCCGGCCCCCAUGGGUUAGCCCCUGCCCCCAGUGGAGCGUACCCACCCCAGGCCUCUCUCCUGGACCCCCACGACGCCUGGGCCCACCACCGGCCGCAGGACCCCACGUGGUCGCAUGGUGCGGAGGAGGCGGGUCCAUUGGAGCUGCGGGGGAUGGGCCAGGCGCUCCCCUCCCACCUAAUGGAGGAGCGGCUUCUCCAGCAGCAGCUGCAGAUGGAAGAGGACCAGCGCUGGCUGGAACAGGAGGAACGCUUCCUGAAGCCGGAGUCUCGGAAUUCCAGGGGCAGCAGUGAUCGGGAUGAUGGCAUGCUCCAGGGGCCGACAGGAAACCAGCACAUAUAUCAGCCCGUCACCAGACCAGAACAUGCAGCCCCACCGAAGAAGCCUCCACGGCCUGGGGCAGCCUGCAUGCCCCAUGUGGACAGCUACAAUGAAGGAGUGAAGAUCCAGCCCCAGGAGAUCAGCCCGCCCCCCACUGCUAACCUGGACCGCUCCAACGACAGGGUGUACGAGAAUGUGACCGGACUGGUGAAGGCCGUCAUUGAGAUGUCCAGCAGAAUCCAGCCUGCAGCCCCUGAGGAGUAUGUGCCAAUGGUGAAGGAUGUGGGUCUGGCAUUGAGGACACUUCUGGCCACAGUAGAUGAAACCAUACCUACCCUGCCAGCCAGCUCACACAGAGAGGUGGAGAUGUCCCAGAAGCUGCUGAACUCUGACCUGGCGGAGCUCAUCGGGAAGAUGAAGCUGGCUCAGCAGUACGUCAUGACCAGCCUGCAGAUGGACUAUAAGAAGCAGAUGCUGACCGCAGCGCACGCGCUGGCUGUGGAUGCCAAGAACCUGCUGGACGUCAUCGACCAGGCCCGGAUCAAGAUGAUGGGCCAGCCCUGGCCACACUAGCCCAGGCAACGGCAGGCGGGAGGCGGGGAGGGGGGGGGCGCUCUGUUCAGUCGGACCGAGCUUUCAGCAGGCCACACCCAGAGCACACACCUGCUGACCGCACCUGCUCCAUGCCCUGGAGAGGAGAGUCCACUCCCCCGGUCACUAUCCUUCCUGGAACAUUGGCCUCCCGCAUUCAGACCCAGCCAGGAGCUUGUGAGCUUCAGUUACAGACGCUUGUGUUGUGUGUCCCGUUUUUUUUCUUUUUUGGCUGAGCCUUACUGCGUGCGAGUGUGAUUGUGAAUGUAUGUGUGUGUGUGAGCGCACGCUGUUUCGGGCUGAUUGGAUUGUGAGGUGGAGCAAUAACCCCCAAAGUACGAGCCGAGAGCGUUGAAGACAGCAGCUGGGGCCUCCCGGCUAAUGCAGCAGUGACUUAUGGGAAAUCCAAAGGUUUUUACCCUUCACAAGCACGAGACAUACUCUCUCCUUUAGCACUUCACUUUAGCACAAUCACAAUGCCUAUCUCACUGGCAUUCAAAGGAGGAUCCUAAACGGACAAAGAAACUUAAGCAAUGAAUAAAAUUUCCCUGACGGAAGAACUAGUAUUUAUUUUUUUUAUAUAAAUAUAUAUAUACAGAAAUGUUGUGCCAGUUUUUGUUCAUAUAGGAAACUUAAGUGAAGGGUUUUUGUUUUCUGGAAGGCCCCAUCCUAUGUACCAUUCUCUGGAGUGUGUGGGGUCAGUUUGUCUGCCAAUGUAAAAAAAUUCUAAAUGCUUUUUUUCUUUUUUUAAACACAAUUGUACCCUCCUCUUCCAUGUUUCUCUGCGUUUGCGCAGGUCUAAAGGGACAGAUCCUCCCUUCCAUGUUCUAUGUCUAUAUGUACAGUACUCAUCCCUCUGCUUUUGAGGAAAACAAUUCUCAGGAAGAAUAUGACCUGUACAGUUCCUUGAUGGAUUAAAAGGUUGUUGCUCAUGUCUGCUGUAA
Conger conger (European conger) is the source of this 4363-nucleotide messenger RNA. RefSeq names its product focal adhesion kinase 1-like. The transcript is spliced from 34 exons. Gene Ontology annotation, biological process: protein phosphorylation; signal complex assembly. The record is from RefSeq and is a predicted model, not a curated record. The coding region runs from base 201 to 3401 and encodes 1066 amino acids. Lineage: Eukaryota; Metazoa; Chordata; Actinopteri; Anguilliformes; Congridae. Gene Ontology annotation, cellular component: focal adhesion; cytoskeleton. Gene Ontology annotation, molecular function: protein tyrosine kinase activity; ATP binding.